Molecule: messenger RNA, 975 nt
Organism: Microthlaspi erraticum
Lineage: Eukaryota; Viridiplantae; Streptophyta; Magnoliopsida; Brassicales; Brassicaceae
Source: the annotation of a GenBank genome assembly
AUGCCUAUUCUUCUCCCAACCUCUUCCUUUAAAACCACAGCCACCGUAAUCAUCGCCGGCGUUUUCUCUCUCGCGACGGCGGUGAUUCUCACCGUUCCUUCGGUUUCGCAUUUGGUCGCGUCUUGCUUCCCGAUCAUUUACGAUAACACCGUCUUCCUCCUUAAACCGCCGUAUCUUUAUUUAGUCAUCAACUGUAUCAUCGUCUCCAUCUUAGCUACAUCUAAGCUCACGCAUAAAUCGUCUUCUGAUUCUGGUUUCUCCGAGGUAGUUACGCCGAUAACUGUAGUACCGGUACCUACUGAUAUCGACACCGGUUAUUUAAACCUGGUUCAUGUCGCUUCUGAUUAUACCGGAUUUGUGGCGAAUGAUGCGCCGGUUUAUCCACCGGUGGAAGAUGUCAGGAAAAUUACCGAAGUCGUCAGUGAUGAUAAGCUGACGACAGUCGAUAAAGGAGAAGAUCGGCAGACAGAGACGGAGAAGCCAAUAAUACCGAGCAGCGAUUCGCCGGAGAUUACGAUUCGAAAGCAUUCGAGGAAACCGCCGAGAUUCGGCCAGUCAAAAUCGCUCAAAGCCAGUCCAGAAGGUGGUGGUGGAAAUAAAAAGUCGGCGUUGCGAGUGUCAAAGCCACCGAGGAGGCAAGACACGCUGGAGACGACGUGGAAGAAGAUAACGGAAGGACGUUCGGCGCCGUUAACCAAGCACUUGACUAAAUCCGACACGUGGCAAGAAAGGACUCACGUCCAAAACUCAUCGGAGAAGGGGGAGUUGACCAAGUCCGAGAACUUGAAUGACGUAAAUACCCCUACGGAAGAGACGCAGAAAACGCGUCUGAAACGCGAGGCGUCACCGGGGCAGGAAGAGCUGAAUCGGCGUGUGGAAGCGUUUAUUAAAAAGUUCAAUGAAGAGAUGAGACUGCAGAGACUGGAGUCUUUGGCCAAGUAUAACGAAAUGGUAAAUGGAGGGACUCGUUUGUAA